Xyrauchen texanus (razorback sucker) is the source of this 2322-nucleotide messenger RNA. Its product is annotated as BRI3-binding protein-like. Bases 133 to 837 code for a protein of 234 amino acids. NCBI's taxonomy places the organism in Eukaryota, Metazoa, Chordata, Actinopteri, Cypriniformes, Catostomidae. Gene Ontology annotation, cellular component: mitochondrion. The transcript is spliced from 3 exons. The record is from RefSeq and is a predicted model, not a curated record.
GCUUCCUUCCUCCGUCUCUCUGGAGCAUCUCUUUCCGUGCACAUUCUAUCACUGUAUUCUGGCCAUUGUAAGCUCUGUACCUUCCAGCAUAUUCUCCGUUGCACAUUGCCGGUUUACAGGUCGUCUUUGAAGAUGAAAGGAGCGAGGAUGUCCGUGGUUUUGAGCGUGCUUCUGGCUAGUGUCUUCCUGGCUGAAGCAGCGCGGAGCAAGAAAGACACCAGCACCCAGAACAGCUUCAGAAGGGCGGCCAGCGGCUUCUACCAAACCCUCAGCAAUGUCUUCGGAGAGGAGAACAUCAGGGCUCUCUACAAGUUCUUUUCAAAGACUACAGAGAGGUUUGUUCAUGGAGUUGAUUCAUUAUUGGACACCUUGUGGAAACUCUGGGUGGAUCUGCUGGAUGUUAUGGGGAUUGACUCCUCUAACCUGACUCACUACUUCAGCCCAUCAUCCAUAUCCAGUUCUCCGGCUCGUGCUCUCCUCUUGGUGGCAGCCUUGCUGGUAGCUUACUGGUUCCUGUCCCUGUUCCUGAGCGGCUUCUUUUACAUCCUCCACGCUGUGUUUGGCCGUUUCUUUUGGCUGGCACGUGUGGCUCUUUUCGCUCUCUCGUGCCUGUACAUUCUGCAGAAGUUCGAGGGUGACCCUGAAAAGGCGGUGCUGCCGCUGUGCUUCAUCAUGGCUGUGUACUUCAUGACUGGACCGGUGGGAGCGUACUGGCGGAAAGGGGGUGGAUCUGGAACUUUAGAGGAGAAGAUUGACCACCUAGACACCCAGAUCCGCCUUCUCAACAUUCGUUUGAGCAGAGUGAUUGAAAACCUGGAAUGCUCCUGUGACCAAUAAAGGGACGGGAUUUUGCCCCAGGCUAAAACUGUGUCCUAACCAAACGCGAUGCAAUACCAUUCCAGCGAUAAGCAAUUUAUCUGUCCACACUGAACGUGAAACUGCUGUACGACAUGGCACAAUCACAGCCAAUCAGAACAUAUUUGAUGUGUAAUAUAAAGUUAUGAGAAGUGGGAUUUUGGACCAAUGGGCGAGGCUUCCCAGUGCAAUGCCCCAGAAAUAGAAACCAAGCGAUCAGCACAAUAUGUUGCUUGUGCUGUCGUGACUGGUUAGGACAAAAACUCUGAUUAACAUGGAAAAAAUAUCUUUCAUCGCUUGUCGUGUUAUUGUGUCGCAUCUGGUUAGGACAUAAUAUCAGAGCUGGAGUUUAUGGGAUUAGGUGAUAAUAAAAAAUUAUUACAAUAACUUACAAUAAAUAAAAUAAUAUUUUCGCCCCUUUUUUCUCAGGAUAUACCAACAUCAUUAAUGCCAAUAGACCUUUUAGUCAGGCAAGAAUUGUUUGUGAUUUGAUUUUGUAUGUACUUUUAAUUUGCCAGUUGAUAGACUGAAGAAAGUGUCCAUUACAAUGGCCCUAUUGUUGUAGAAUGUAUUAUUAGAGUCCACCAUCCACUGUAGCCGCCCAUUUCUAGAAGUACAUUUUAGGAAUUUUUUGUAAUCUGUGAAUCUGUGUAUAAGUAACCGUGUGUCUGCGAGUAUUUCUUGUCCUUGAUUUGAGUGUGUUAGUCCAUUGCGCAAUGUUACAGCCAUUUUCCUUUGCUUUGUUUGCUACAGACAACUGUAAGUGUGUUUAUGUGUGUGUGUAUUUAUCGGUAAUGAAGGCAAUGCUAUUGAGGAUUGAUUCAGAAACACUCCCAAGUGUGGAGGAUAGCCAGUAUCACUUAAUUUGUCUUUUAUAGAAUCACACAGUCAGAGUUCAGAACCGAUCAGCACUAUCAGGGAUAGAGAUGGAUGUGGAAAUCGUGUUCAGAAAGCAGCUUGUCAUCAAUGUACACUGGUUUCUCCAUCCAAGUUCUCAUGUGGUAAGAUAAUUAUGAACAGUAAAACCUGGUCAUGCACUUUGUUCUCAGCAUGAGCUCAUGAGUAACAUCUGGUUAGUAGAACCUAUGGAGUUGUAUCUGGUUGGUUUUUGGGUUCCUUGUUGUUUCAUCACUUGAAGUUGUGGCUAUUCUGUCAAUACACUGCUUUUGUGUGUAUUAUACCAUUUACAUAUGUAUGUGUAUAGAAUUGUAGUGUAUAUAAUUGAAGAAUUAUAUAAUGAUGCCACUACUGAUACUAUGAACUAAUUAUUAGUGCUGCUUAAUUUUUUUGUUGUUGUAGGAAAUGUAUGUGUGUGGUGCCCUGCACAAUUUGUCUAUAUGUUAAGGCCGCUAAAAUCACAAUUAUCAGUAAGGCAGCUUACUACUUGUUCUAGGUUGACAUGUUAUUUCUAAUCCAGUUUAAAUGUCCACUUUUCAGCUUUGGAAUUAUCAUGCUUUUAUAAUUACA